GGGGAGAGAUUUCCGCUUUGGGGUCAGAGAGUCUAGCUUGAGGUCCUGAGGUUGCUGCUGCCCAGUUCCUGCUCAGUGGUCACGUCUCCACCUAUUCCCCCUCUCCCACAUCCCAGGUCGGCUCUGCUCCCAGUCGGGCUCUAGUCGCCAUGGCUCCCCGCGCGAGGAAGAGGAAGGCCGAGGCCUCAGUGGUCGCGACGGCCGAGAAGCAGGAGAAGCUGGAGAACGGUGGGGAGGGAGUGGAGGAGGCGACCGUCGUGAUCGAGCAUUGCACGAGCUGACGCGUCUAUGGGCGCAACGCCGCGGCCCUGAGCCAGGCGCUGCGCCUGGAGGCCCCGGAGCUUCCAGUGAAGGUGAACCCUUCCAAGCCCCGGAGGGGCAGCUUCGAGGUGACGCUGCAGCGCCCGGACGGCAGCAGUGCGGAGCUCUGGACUGGGAUUAAGAAGGGGCCUCCACGCAAACUCAAAUUUCCUGAGCCUCAAGUGGUGGUGGAAGAGUUGAAGAAGUACCUUUCGUAGGGAGUUUUGGGCCGAAGUCCUCAUGCUGAGCUUUCUGUCCCUGGUGAUGUUGGAGCAUUUAUGACGGGACAUGGCCAAACUUCAGUCAUGUGCCUGAAGCCAUGGUUUCUUCCCCUCCAGAAAUGAUGGUUCAGAUGUGAGGCAACCCUCUAAUAAGGCAUUGGAAAAGUUACUGGAAUUGGUUUGUUUUUAAUAAAAGUUGAAAUAAA
Propithecus coquereli (Coquerel's sifaka) is the source of this 727-nucleotide messenger RNA. RefSeq names its product chromosome unknown open reading frame, human C11orf31 (gene SELENOH). Lineage: Eukaryota; Metazoa; Chordata; Mammalia; Primates; Indriidae. The record is from RefSeq and is a predicted model, not a curated record. Gene Ontology annotation, cellular component: Golgi apparatus. The transcript has 4 exons.